Oncorhynchus mykiss (rainbow trout) is the source of this 1944-nucleotide messenger RNA. Its product is annotated as mitochondrial peptide methionine sulfoxide reductase. Lineage: Eukaryota; Metazoa; Chordata; Actinopteri; Salmoniformes; Salmonidae. The record is from RefSeq and is a predicted model, not a curated record. Gene Ontology annotation, molecular function: peptide-methionine (S)-S-oxide reductase activity. Gene Ontology annotation, biological process: cellular response to oxidative stress. Gene Ontology annotation, cellular component: cytoplasm.
AAAUACCCAGGGUGUAGGAACUCUGCUUCAACGCGAAAAAACUAAACCAAACAAGAAAUCAAGUCGAGAAAACUACUUUGAAAAAUUUGAGGACGCCGAGGGUGAAUGGGGCACAAGCAUAGUCACCAAAAAUAUGUUCUAAUUCCAGCAGAGUUACACAUUGCUUAUUUGCGUGACUGGAGGAGGUUACUUGAGCCAAGAGAUGACCAUGUCAUUUCAACUCAAUCUUUCUUUGUAAUUUCCAAGCGAAUGAAGCUGCCUCUUCUGUCUUUUCUGGCUAUGUUUUGAACACAAAAGGACUCUCAAAAGUGGACCUGGAUUUUAUCCAUGAAGGACUGACAGAACUGUUGUGGCCAAGCAACUGUCAAGAAAAAAGUUUUUUGCCUUUCCACAGAUCAAACCUUAAGUCGCUAUCCGUACAUCACUGGGAGUAGAUUUCACCUUCCAAAGUUUUGUGAUUGUAAAAAUCACUGACUUCAAUGCACCUCUAGGGUUAGAAUGAAGAUAACUGGCCUCAAAAAUAUAUUGGAUCACCUCCCUAACUGCCUCUGUUGUCACUAAGUUGUCCUCUUUGUGAGAGGGGUUUACAGCGGGACAACAGCAACUGGUUACUCAGGCCAAGUGCUCUUUGACCAAGCUUUAGAGUUCCAUUGUGUCUCGCAGUUGGACGAACUGAAGAACAUUAGAAGAUAUCUCGCCUGCAGAGGACUGAGAUUCCCCAGCAUUUGGAUAUUGGAGAUCUGAGGCCAGUGGAUCUACAGUAGUCUGUGAGGCACUGAACUAGUAGUGCAGUUUCUCCAAGCUGCCUACUCUCAGUUGAGAGUUCUACAGGCCUGACUGGUUUUCUUCUAAUAUCUAAGGUUUCAAUUCAUUCUCAGCUUCACAAUGAGAGUGUGGUACUGUGUAAGCCAAGCACGACGUCAACGGCAACAGGGCUGUUCCACCAUUCCCCGAGGGACUUCAGAUGUCUAUGUUUGGGAUGGGCUGUUUCUGGGGAGCAGAGAGGAAGUUCUGGAAGCAGAAGGGGGUCUACUCCACCCAAGUGGGCUAUGCUGGAGGCCUCACCCCCAACCCCACCUAUGAAGAGACCUGCACAGGUAGAACUGGUCAUACUGAGGUUGUCCGGGUGGUCUGGGAGCCAGAGAAGACAAGUUUCUCCAAACUGCUCAAGGUGUUUUGGGAGAGCCACAACCCAACUCAAGGAAUGCGCCAGGGCAACGAUGUUGGAACGACCUAUCGAUCAGCCAUUUACACAUACACACAGGAGCAGCUUGAACAGGCUCUGGCCUCCAAAGACGACUAUCAGAAGGUCCUGAUAGAGGGGGGCUUUGGAGAAAUCACCACAGAGAUAGCCGAGGCCCAUGAGUUCUACUAUGCUGAGGACUACCACCAGCAGUACCUCAGCAAGAACCCCCAUGGAUACUGUGGCCUCAGCGGCACUGGAGUCUCCUGUCCAAUAGGACUCAAGAAAUAACCACCUCUGUCCAAUAGGGAAUGACCACCAACCUAUCCGAUUGGCUAGUUUUGUUUGACAAGUCUAGUUUCUAUUAAUUGAAAUGGAAGUUGCCUUCAUUCCGAUGCAGUAAGGAAGUUCAUAUCUGAGUUUUAUUUCAAAUGCUUUGGUAAUCAAUCACUACAAACGUAAAUGAAAGAACAUUGUCUUGUUUCAAUCAAAUCACCCCCAGUGUGUACCCCAGUAUGUACCAAUAUGUACCCCUGUAUGUACCCCAGCAUAUGUACCGGUAUGUACCCCAGUAUGUACCAGUAUGUACACCAGUAUAUACACCAGUAUGUACCAGUAUGUACCCCAAUAUGUACCCCAUUAUGUACUGGUAUGUACCCCAUCAUGUACCAGUAUGUACCACAGUAUGUACCAGUAUGUAUAUCAGAUUGAACUCUAUGGGGUGUUGGUGGAUUAAAUGAUUAAAAUGCUUGUUGAUGUUC